AUGGACCACCUGAACAACUUCUAUGCUCCUGGCGAGCAAUUUCCGUGGAGCAAUCCUGCUCCGUUCCACGCUACCGAUCAACAUGGCAAUCCUACGUUCGCAGCCGCAGGCCCCACGCAACUGCCAUCAGCGAACGCUUUUGCUACAUCUGCCCCCGUCGGUCACUUGCAUCGUGACCCUGAAGCGGAAUCACGCCACAUGUCGAAGCCCAGUGCAUCUUGCACGCGCCAGAAAGCCAUUGCUUGGAACCAACAUCAAGAAGAGCUCAGAAAGCUAUACCUCGAAGACCAGAUGAAAUUAGACGACAUCCAGACGUGGAUGAAACGAGAGAGAGAUCUCGAUGCAACUAAGAAGCAGUAUAAGGAUCGCUUCAAGCUUUGGGGUUGGAAAAAGAGCCUGCCUCUCGAAACAGCACAAUUCAUGGCCAUCAAGGCCAGGGAACGAAAGCUGGGCCCCGACAAGAAGGACACUAGUUUUAAGUUCGGCGGUAUGACUUGGACAAGCGCGCGCGCCGAGGUUACCGUCAAGAGAGCCGGAGAAGGCACCACAGAGAUCAUAGAUAUGAGCACACCUAUGGGCGUCGUCUAUGAGACACCUGGUCACAUCGAUCCGACAUCGCCAGAGAAUCCGGGCAUGUCACUUGGUACAAAUCAUGAGAUGAACGUGGCUAUGACGAUAUCAUCGGACUUGGAUCCAGAAGCGUGGGAGUCUGACUCAGACAAUAAUGACUACUCUCUAUCAUUGACAUGGGGAAACAAAACUCGAUCAGAUAUUCAGGACAUGUUUCAGAUGGCAAAGCAGCAAAUGCACGCCGGCCGCAACCAACAGGCUGAAGAGCUACUCCGAGAAACACUGCAAGGGUACAAAAUCCUCCUGGGAUCGAACCAUGAGGACACUAGUCACGUCUUUGUGACGCUUGCAACGCUGUGUUUCGAGAUGGGCAGGAUACCCGAGGCCUACAAGAUCAUUGAGGAAAGUUGUCGUCUUCAUAUUGAGAAGAUCGGACUGCAGCAUCGUCGCACACAACAGCACAUCAAUAACAUCGCCGGACUUUUGCAUGGUUGGAAUAGAGAAGAUGAUGCUCUCGCUUUCUUAGGUCGUGUCAAAGAGAUUGCGAAUGCACCAACAUCAAACAACAAUUCAAGACGUAAGAAGUCGCGUGCCAUCGAAAAGUUUCCAAAGAACCAGCACUGGUCUUUACUCCAAGAAGCCGCGCGCAGCACACAUGGGAAUAGCGAUCCCAUUCAGCUCGAUUAUGGGCUUAGUCUCGUCCGCACAUGUGCUCCUACCGAAGAUGCAGCCGCAAAGCAAUUGCUAUAUCUUACUAUCGAUAGCUGCGGUUCCGACACCAACAAGCUUGCUAUCCAGCGUUUGAAAGCAUGGGCCGAGCUUCUCAAGCUUCACAACAAUACAGGCCAAACCUCUCAAGGAUCGGUUGACUUCAAUAAGGCACACCUCGCUUUCAACGCAGUCCUGCAGUAUUUCCUGUGGGAUCAGGUGACAAAGGAGAAGUUUCGAUCGUUCCAACUCAUGGAGUCUGCUCUCGAAUUUGUGGCCCAAUUCGUCCGCGCAAGGUUGUUAACGGAAGCAAAACAUAUGUUUCAGAUGUGUCAGGAGAAGGCUUCCGAGUACUUCGAAGAGUACAAUGAGCGUACGAUUUGGGUACUGAUUUCUAUCGGCCUUGUUUACCAAAGGUACAGGAGUUGGAAUGAAGCUGCUCCCUGGUUCGAACACGCAUUGUCCACGGCGAUGGAACUAUAUGAUGAGAAUGAUGGUAUUCAAAUCUCGUUGGAAGAGGCUAUGCAAAAAAAAGCAUUUUUCAUAUAUCAACGAUGA
This is a messenger RNA of Bipolaris victoriae FI3, 1836 nucleotides long. RefSeq lists its product as hypothetical. Gene Ontology annotation, molecular function: protein binding. The record is from RefSeq and is a predicted model, not a curated record. The transcript is spliced from 3 exons. NCBI's taxonomy places the organism in Eukaryota, Fungi, Ascomycota, Dothideomycetes, Pleosporales, Pleosporaceae. The coding region runs from base 1 to 1836 and encodes 611 amino acids.